GACUAUUGACUGAUUCUGAACACAGAGAAUAAUGUAUAAAGUUAAUUUAUCGUAUUAUUGUCUUAGUUCUUGUUAAAAUAUAUAGUAGUAUGUUUUAGUUUAAGUGGAAUAAUGCCUCCGUUUACGUGAAUGUGAAAGAAAGCAGCCCGUGGAGUGCUACGCGGCCAUUUUACUUGCAAUGCGGCAACGGUGUACGAUCCGCCAUUGGAAACGGCCAGUGUCUUUUUCUGAGUGCAAGAUUUAUAUUUCGUUGAAUAAAGCGGCGUAGAAACCACGGAUAACCAUGUGUGAUAAAAGUGUAGUGCGGACUUUAGUGUAGUGAAGCACGGUGGUCGGGUGUUUCGAAUAAUGUGUGAACGAUGGAAAACGAAGUGAAGCAGCGCAAUCAGAGAAACAGGCGAAGGGAGCGGGCACAGCGCAUGCAAGCACAGCGAGAGAGCAAAGUUAAGGAUGGAGACAGCGGCGAGGACGAGUCUCCGACGAGAGAGAAGCCGCCUCGUCCUCCUGCCAGGAGGAAGAAGUCGCGGGAGCCGCUGGGAGAAGAGGAUAUCAUCGAUGGUUUCGCCAUAAUGGCAUUUCGCACAUAUGAAGAUCUCGAGGCUGCCGUAAAAUGCGCUUCCUCUCCUCGCACAAAUGCCCUGUCGACCAAGCCUCGUCUGCCUUUGGCGGCGCUGGCGGCCGAUUCAGGGCGAAAUCAUCCGCCCAACAACGUCAACUCUCAUGGUAUUACGCUGCUUCAAGACGCUGGUACGUCGGAUGACAGUGGACGGGCAUCAGAAAGACUCACUGGUAGUUCGGUGGCGCCUCGCGAUCCCGAUUCUUCCCGUGACCGUCUUAGUGACGCCAGUAGCCGCUGUAGUUCCGGAAAAGGCUAUAUCUGUGAUAGCGAAGGCGACGAUGAUAAGGCAAGUCCCGAAAACAGCAGAAAUGCUUCUCCAAGGUACCACGAUGCAUCAAUGGAAGAUGCGUCGGAUGCAGGCUCUCUUUUCCGGGUGGCAGGUGCGGCAGCUACGGGUGCAAGUGCCAAAAACGAACUGGUCGCUCGAGGCGGCAGCGGGGGCGCGCUCGCAUUGUCGCGCGCGCCCGUCGGGGGCAGCGCCAGCCCCGCGCCGGCGCCGCUGCCGCAGCCCGCGCCCUCGCCCGCGCCGGCAGCUCUACCGCCGCCUGCUCUCCCUCCGCCGCCUUUCUGCGACACGCCGCACAGGCCCAACGGCGCGCACAUUCCGGCUCUCGACGGUCACGCUGCAACACAAAUCCCAGCGCGACCAGUCGGCGCAGCCGGACCCGACACGCCCGAGCGGCCCGCCAGCAACAGCAAGUUGCAGCCGGGCGCGAGAGCCUCUGCAGACAGUCCGACCCCCGCCCCACCCGCACCUCCCGCUCCCUCUCCCCUGUUCCCUUCACAUACCGCCUAUCAAUCUCAGUCUCAAUCACACGCUGCCGCCGCGUUGCCUGACUAUCGGCAUACGAACCAUGAGACGCGAACCGAGCCGGCCGAGCAGCCCCCGGCGCCGCUGGACCUGCACACGCACCACCCGGCGCACCCCGCCCACGCCGCGCACCACCCGGCCCGGCCGCCGCACCUGGCGCCCAGCCCCGCGCAGGCGCCCCAUCCUAGUCUCCAGAGCCGCGUACCGCACACGCAGGCGCAUCCAGUGAUGCCCGGCCAUGACGUCAGAAAUCAACCGGUCGUAGCUCAGACUCAUCCCUCCGUUCCUACCUCGUUUUCGAACCGCGUCAAUGGUGUGCCGCCAAGCGUAACACCACAUUCGACGCCGUCUUCAAUUCCGAGCUGUCUUCCGAGUCAAACUCUCACGGGACGGUCGCUCUCUCCGGCCGCGCCGACCUCUCGCCCCUACCCCACCCCGUCGAUCGGGUCUAGUCAUGUAAACUCCAGUAUAAGUUCCAGUAUUCACUCAAUAGCUUACCAGAGUCAGUCGAGUUUACAGAAACAUUCCGUUCAGCCUGUGUAUGCAAACCGACCGUCACAUCUUCCCUUCAGCAUAUCCAACCACAUUUCAUCCAGUCAUAUUCCCUCUGCGACAAGUCAAUCUUCAGUCCCCCUUAUAAAUCAUCCGAUAAACAGUCAUUCCGUUACGAGUCUAUCAAGUCAUUUACCUGUUGUCAACCCUAGUUCCUUACCAACGUCGACACCCAAUCACAUUGGUCCCCCUUCUACCUUAGCUUCUAUUACAAGUACCACGAUGUCUUCUUUCACCCCCAGCCUUAAGUCCCACCCGGGUAUCAAUAUACCGCAACAGCCAACCUCUGUUGCGACAUCAAUAUCGUCACAUUUACCUAGUAAUCACGUGGACGCAUUACCCACAUCGAGUUGUACACCUACGGUUGUCACCCCGGUGUCGACGACUAGCGGUGGCAGCAGUAACCACCCUCUUCCACCUCCCAUAAUAGACUCGAGGCAACCUCCAGUGUCGUCUUGUGAACUACCAGCUCGUACAGAGAGUCCGAUAGUGUCCUCUACUCUAGCUUCCAAUAGUUAUCCGCCCCCAGCCGUGUACUCCGGUUCUUCCUACCCUCCCUUGUAUACGCCGUACGCUGCUACAAUGCAACACAGUCCUUACCUACCCCCUGCUGCGGCAUCGCCGAGGAACUCUGCUGACACGAGAACAAGUUUAUCAGCAUCACCUUUAGUGGCACCAAAAACCCCGAAGGGCGUUCGUCCUCACACGCCGGGCUCGACGGGCGCAGCUGGUGCAGCACUCUCGUACUCUCCGCGCGGACACAGUCCGAACAGGGAACGCGAAAGUUUCAGCAGCAAUAUCAGCAGUUUGUCCCGUAGUACGCCCGCGUCUGCGGCGAGCUCCCUGCCGUCGCUAGCGCCGUCGCUGGUCGCGCCGCUGGCCGCGCCGCUCGCCGCCCCGCUAGCCACACCCUUAGCAGCGCCAUUACCGGGUCCUCUGCCGGUGUCGCUAUCGGGUCCACUGCCGACUCCCCUGGUGGGUGCGUUGGGUGCACCACUGGCGCCUACGUUGGGUGGCCCCCUGGCGCCCACGCUGGGCCCGGCCCUGUCGGCGCCGCUGGCAGCGCCCACGCCGACGCCGGCGGCCCCCACAGCGCCGCACCUGACGCACUCGCUGGCGCCCGUGCCCACCGUGCCCAGCAUCAGUUCUAGUGCCAAGCCGCCUGCGCACUGGGGGGUGACCAGGCCGACGGGUGCGGAGCGUCCUUCAGGUUUCGCGCCUGCUCCUCCAUUAUUUGGUGCUCCACUCCCACCACCUAAUCCCAAUCCAUUCUCGGCUGAAUCACUCUUUCAAAGUAGUCCGGGCGCGGAUCUCCUGCGGCGCGAGCUGGACAGCCGGUUCCUGGCGGCGGCGGGCGCGGUGGGCGGCGGGGUGGGCGCCGUGGGGGCCGCGGGCGUGCGCACGGAGAUGCACCACCACCAGCACCAGCACCAGCACACGCACGUGCACCAGCACCCCGCGCCGCACGCGCCCCACGCGCCACACGCGCCACACGCCCCUCACGCGCCCCACCCGCCUCACGCGCCACACGCGCCACACGCGCCGCACGCACAUCCACAUCAACUACUCGUGCCACAUGCGCCUCUGUUCAAAGAUGUGAGCAAAAUGUCUUCGUUAUAUCGGAGUGGUAUCGGACUUGGCUACCCGUACUCAUCGAGUUUACUGCACCCUACUGGGCCCUACGUGCCUCCUGCGCCACUCACCACAUACGCUCCCAAGCCCGUAGUGUCAGCCGCAAGCGACUCCACCUCUAAACCACCACCACGCCCCGCUGUCGCGAAAAGUGGAAAAUGGAACGCGAUGCACGUUAGGAUAGCUUGGGAGAUUUACAACCACCAACAGAAGGAGAAGACAGGCGGUGGGGCCGCCGUGCCGGGCGCCGCCGACAAGGACAAGCUGCGCGCCUUCCCCACCCCCGCGCCUCCCCCGCCCACCUACCGCUCGCCCUACGAGCUGCCGCCCGCGCCCUACCUGCACCACCCGCACCUAGGUACGCUCCGCCGCCUCGAGCCCGGCCUGCCCGCGCCCGCGCCCGCCCCGUCUCACCGAGCUGUGCGCGUUUCAGGCGUUCCCUUCGGACGCUACGGGCCCGGCGCCUACCCCGGCGCGCCGCCCUUCGGCCUCACGGCGUACGGCCGCGAGCUGGCGCUGUCCUCCUCCCUGCACGGCGUGCACCACGCGCCGCCGCUGGGCGCGCUGCACGACGCCUGGCGCAACGUGCGCCCGCCCGCGCCGCCCGCGCCCGACGCCCGCCGCGACCACGAGGAGCGCGAGCGGGCGCGCCGCGAGCGGGACGAGCGCGAGCGCCGUGAGAGGGACGAGCGCGAGCGACGCAAGGCGCGCGAGCAGCGCGACCAGCGCGACCGGGACCUCGAGCGGGCGCGCGCGCGCUCGCCGCUCCGCAACGGUGCUGUCGAGGUCAAGGACGAGCGCAAGGAACCACCGCGCCACCCGCCGCCGCCCUCGCUGGCCGCGUAUCCGCCGCCCCCGCCGUGGGACCCCUACCGUUCGUUCGACCCGCUCCAACACAUGCGGUUCGCGCCGCUAGUGGAGGCGGCCAUACGCGCGGAAGAAGACCGCGCCAAGAUGCUGAGUGCGUACGCGCACCACCAGCAGAUGAAGUCGAGCCCACUACUACACCGCGCGCUGCCGCCGCACGCCCCGCUGGCGCCGCUGGGGUCGCACGGGGCGCUGGCCCCGCUGGCGCCCCUGGCCCCGCCGCUAGCUCCCCUGGCGCCGCUAGACCUGCUCAAGAAGGAAGAGCCGCGAUGAUAGCGAUCAGGCGCAACCGCCGUGUCGCCGAGUGUGUACAUAGAGUAGCGUAAACGACGUCGCAAGUGAGAGUACGACUAAUUUAAUGUAUAUCGUUUCGCAUUAUCGGUUUAGAGAAUUAUUUAUUGUAACGUCGCUUACUGACGGUGUCGGUUCCGUCGGCCGGCCGUCUCGCCGUUGUUGGGACGCUAAGGUAGUCGAGUGAGUGAGCAGGCGGCGAGGCGGAGUGAGACUGGAGAGUGCGACGAGCUCGCUUUCUCUCUGUGUGCAAUAUUGGACGAGGACACUGGCCGCUCGUCGCCGCCGGCCUUGUACACUACUGCUUGUUUAUUUACAUGGAAAUAUCUAUCGAGUUGUUAUUGUGACCAUUAUUAGUUAAUUAUACAUGAAAAUUGCUGAUUAUUGUGAAGGAUAGGAUUAUCGAAAUCGCUAUCGAUAUAAUUAUACAUAUUUAUAUAUACUUAUAAAUAAACUGUAAAUAUUAGUUUGUAAAUUAGCGUUAAAGUAUAGAAUUGGUUUAUUUAACGUCAUACAAAAGAAAAUCCCAUAAAUUAUUAUUGCAUCGGGAGUUUAAUUUACACUUCCGUUAAAAAUCUCAAUGGUUUUUCAAUUGUACCAGUGGAGUUUUAUUUAUUUAUUUAUACUCCUAUUAGUGAACACAAUUUCAGGAAUAGCAGUUAUUUCGUUUAAAUGCAUUUAAAAUAUGUGAUAUUAUUGUAUUGUGAAAUACAUUUUGUCUGACUUCAAAGUAGUGUCUCUUAUCAGGUAUCUAGAUGUAACAGUUACACAAUAAUGGGCGGAUUUGUAUUUAUCAGAAAUCAUGGUGUUCUCGGUUUAAGUAUUUGUGAGCAAUGAAGUAAUCUGAAAUUAUUUGUUUAGCGACCUUAUUAUUACGACAUGUACUAGCAAACUCUUAUGUGCCAUUAAAUCAUUAAUGAAAAGGCAUUGAGUCAGACAAAAUUGAAUUUAGGAUCUGUAACAACAGAUACAUUUGACGGUUUGUGUUCUUAAAAUCUCAGGAAUGACUCAGAAUUAUUAUAGUUUAUUCAAAAUCAUUCUGUAUACUAAAAGUAAAUGAAAGCUUGGUGCGAUUCAGAAAAUACCAUUAAAACUUUUGAUUUUUAUACCAA
Messenger RNA from Spodoptera frugiperda (fall armyworm), 5884 nucleotides. It is a transcript of the gene tay, whose product is annotated as fibrosin-1-like protein. The record is from RefSeq and is a predicted model, not a curated record. The coding region runs from base 360 to 4754 and encodes 1464 amino acids. The transcript is spliced from 15 exons. NCBI's taxonomy places the organism in Eukaryota, Metazoa, Arthropoda, Insecta, Lepidoptera, Noctuidae.